ACAGAUUUAUCAAAAAUUCAAAACCCUAGUUAGUGUUAGAACCAUAUAUAUCUAUAAUUUUUUUUCGGUUUUCUUGAGUGUAACCAGUUUGUGAGUUAGCUUGGAAAAAAAUAAAAGUUGUUUCCUUCUUAUCUUUCCUACUCGUCUUCCAACGCUUUUCCGUCUCCCAAACGCAUUGAUCCUCCUGGUGUCUUUAGGUUUUUCCUUUUUGCCCACAACAAGAGAGGGUCGGUGUCUUCACCAUGUCUUUCCCUUCUCUUCUCUCAGCUGUAUUAUACAUAUAAUCCCUUGUUGAAAUCUCACACAAACACACACAUAUUAUAUAAGCAGUGAUGCUUUUGCGUGUUGGGUGUCUAUUCUCCUUCAUCAAAUCCCCAAUUCUCUCUCUCUGCUACUGUAAUCGAUUUCAUCGUCCACUCCUUCGUUACUAUUCUUCUUUCAAACCCGUUAAUGCUCGAAUUCAAUACCUAAAUCGCUUAUCAAUGGACAAAUUAACCCAUCCCUACACUACCGCGACUCUCGUUCGCGAACCCUCUUCACAACCUUCCACCAGACCAAAGAAGAAACUUCGCCGUGAUUCGCCCGAGGGAGUGCUUCGGCACAAGCUUGACAUGUGCUCGAAGCGCGGUGACCUCGUUGAAGCUCUUAAACACUACGACGAAGCUCGAGUUAAUCAAAUUCCUAUUUUGCUCCAUCAUUACAAUGUGUUGCUCUAUCUGUGUUCUUCUUCUGCGAGUAAUGUUGAUUGUGAAGAGAACGAGGAAGGGUCGAAGAGAGUUUGUGAUUUGGGUUUGGAAAGGGGUUUUGAGAUUUUCAAGCAAAUGGGUGUUGACAAAGUUGCUCCGAAUGAGGCCACGUUUACGAGUUUGGCGAGGUUGGCUGCUGCUAAGGAAGACCCAGAAUCGGCUUUUGAUUUGGUGAAGCAUAUGAGGACUUGUGGUCUUCCGCCGAGGUUGAGGUCCUACGGGCCGGCAUUGUUUGGGUUUUGCAAGAAGGGAAUGGUUGACAAGGCUUUUGAGGUUGAUGCCCACAUGGGGGAAUCUGGGGUUUUGGUGGAAGAGGCCGAGAUUUCGGCUCUUUUGAAGGUGAGUUCGGAGACAAAGAGGGCGGAUAAAGUGUAUGAAAUGCUGCACCGUUUGCGGGCUAUGGUGAGGCAGGUCUCUGAAGAGACAGCCAGAGUUUUGGAAGAUUGGUUCGGGUCGGAAAGUGGUACAGAGGUCGGAGUGGAGAAUUGGGAUGUAGAGAAGGUGAGGGAAGGGGUUGUGAAGGGAGGAGGUGGGUGGCAUGGGCAAGGGUGGCUAGGGAGUGGGAAGUGGAGGGUGGUGCAGACUCAGAUGGAUCAAACUGGGGUCUGUCACUCUUGUGGUGAAAAGCUUGUCUGCAUUGACAUUGAUCCUAAGGAGACGGAAAAUUUUGCCACUUCUUUGGCAAGCUUGGCUUGCGAAAGAGAGGUUAAAACUAAUUUUAUGCAGUUUCAGGAGUGGCUUCAGCGGCAUGGUCCAUUUGAUGCAGUCAUAGAUGGUGCGAAUGUGGGCCUUACUGAUCAACACAGUUUUAGCUUUUCCCAGCUUAAUUUUGUGGUAAAUCAGUUAACGCAAAUUAGUCCAUCAAAGAGACUACCACUUAUUAUUUUGCAUAGAAAUCGAGUGACUAAUGGCCCUGCUCUGAGUCACAAUAAUAAGAAAUUUAUAGAGAGUUGGAAAAAGUCUGGUGCACUUUAUGCUACGCCACGCGGUUCGAAUGAUGAUUGGUACUGGUUAUAUGCAGCUGUUAGUUGCAAGUGUUUGCUGGUGACAAACGAUGAGAUGAGGGACCACCUGUUCGAACUGCUAGGGACUAGUUUUUUCCCAAGAUGGAAAGAAAAGCAUCAGGUUCGACUGACAGUCUCAAGGCGUGGACCCACCCUCCACAUGCCUCCACCAUAUUCAAUUGUUAUUCAGGAAUCAGAACAAGGUAGUUGGCAUGUGCCCACUGUCACAGGUAACGACGUUGAGACCCCCAGGCAAUGGGUGUGUGCUACCAGGGCCAGGGACUCGUAGUCGCGCCCUUCUAAGCUGUUUAACCAUUCUUCUUUGUGGAGAGAUGGAGAGAGCUAGGGAGGGGAUGUAAUUUAGUAGUAUUCAGGUAUCUAUAAUUUAAUUUAUUUUCCUUAGAGAGUAUGAAAAAAGGGGGGUUUUUAAUUUUCUGUAGUGGCUUCUGUAUUUUAAAAUUUCACCUGAAUGCUCAUAAAAGAAUCUAAUCGGUGUUUUGUGGCUGAUUUCAAAAGGGAAUAAUCUAUUAAAUGGGCACAUUGACAAGUUUCACUA
Molecule: messenger RNA, 2306 nt
Organism: Cornus florida
Lineage: Eukaryota; Viridiplantae; Streptophyta; Magnoliopsida; Cornales; Cornaceae
Product: proteinaceous RNase P 1, chloroplastic/mitochondrial-like
Exons: 6
Coding region: 333-2039 (568 amino acids)
Biological process (GO): tRNA 5'-leader removal
Molecular function (GO): protein binding; ribonuclease P activity
Source: RefSeq, a predicted model, not a curated record